UACACCAUCUGUACAAAAUGAGUACGCAUUAAGAGCGUACCUAAACAUUCGUAAAUAUUCAAAGUCAAGUAUAACAAUAUAUUAUAACGAAAUCGGAAUGAAACUCGUAUUUCGAAUAACAACUUACUACUACAAUAAUAUGUUAUAAAACUUCUUCGAUAUUAUUAUAUUUCAAUAUUGUGUAUUGUGAAGUCUCAGUGAUAAUAGAAGACAGAAUGCCCUUACCAGCUGCAUUAGCUGCUCGCCUUGCAAAAAGAGGAUUUAUUUCUGGUUCUGAGAAACAUGAAUCUGGAAAGAAGGAGGCAAAGAAGAAAGUGCAUGAAGAAGUAAUAGCCGAGGAUUAUGAUAAUGCAAAGGAAGAAAUCAAUCAGAUUGACUUAUCCCAAAAAUUUAUGGGUUACAGUGGAUGUCCUAAUAAAUAUAAUAUUUAUCACGAAUGUACAAAGAAAUGUAAGGAAUUAUGGGGACUGGGACACGUACAACCUUCUGACAAAUAUUUGAAACAGCAAAUGAAGCUACUCCAAAAGUAUCCUUUACCUGAAACUUGGAAAGCUGUUUAUGAUCCUGGGUCUGGGCAACAUUAUUAUUGGGAAUGGACAUCUGACUUGGUAUCUUGGUUACCACCAGGUCAUCCGAAAUUUCAAAUGUCACAACCUGCAUCACAAUUACGAGAGGAAUUGCAUUUGAAGGCAGGCGAUCAAGAUGACAAUAUGUCCAGCGAUGAGAGUUGCAGCGACCAAGAUGCAAUGGAAGUUAGUAAUUCUGUAGAUUUACAGCCUACAUGUUACAUAAGCAUCAUGAACGAAAUUAAACAGAUUCAACAUGUAGGAAUAACGUUUCUUCAGGUGGACGAGCCUGAUUCUAAGAAAGAUAAAAAGAUCGAAAGCCGUGCAAGAUACAAGGGACCGGAUAGCAAAAGAUCCCCGAGAUCCGAUAGAAUAGACAGCAAAGAUAAAAAAGACCGAACGUUAGAUCCUAUGGAUCCAGCGUCGUAUAGCGAUAUUCCUAGGGGGAAAUGGUCGGACGGAUUGGCUAGACACAACGAAGCAAAAACGGGUGCCGAUACAACUGCUUCAGGACCUCUCUAUCAAAUGAGGCCGUACCCCAGCCCGGGCGCGGUACUUCGCUCAAACAGAGCCAACAAGGCGGAGUCAGAAUCGUCAAAUAAACCGAAAGUUGCAUUUCCGGAGAAACCAGAAUAAAUACGCUAAUAACGAUAAUAAUGGGACUUCUAUGUAUUUUUUCCACACUCUGAAAUUAUUUGUUAUGAACUGUAUUAACAUCUCCGUGGCCACUAAUGUAGCACUAUGUUUCGUGUACGAAGUAGUACACCAAGUGCAGUACUAUAUAUCAUACAUACAUACAUCAAUCAAUGGC
Dinoponera quadriceps is the source of this 1377-nucleotide messenger RNA. It is a transcript of the gene PQBP1, whose product is annotated as polyglutamine-binding protein 1. Gene Ontology annotation, molecular function: protein binding. The record is from RefSeq and is a predicted model, not a curated record. Lineage: Eukaryota; Metazoa; Arthropoda; Insecta; Hymenoptera; Formicidae. The transcript is spliced from 5 exons. The coding region runs from base 216 to 1202 and encodes 328 amino acids.